AUGCUGAGGCCUCUGCACUGUCCAGAAUGGGGUCGAUCCCAACAAACCCAAGAUACCGCUCUGGAGUCCGCUGGGGACGAAGCUCAUGUUCAGCCGGGUAAAAGCAUGGCUUUAUCAUUUCUGUUAGUCUUGGCUGCUACUGUGAUUCUCAUUCGACCAGAAACACCUGUAACUAAGGCUUUACACCAGAAUUUGAUGGAGUGUUGCAGUGACAAACAACUGAAACCCAACAGCACUUGUUCAAAUGACACUCACUGUGAACCAGGAUGCUUUCUGCGGCUCUUGGAGAAUAGCAACACUGUUUGCAUCUUCUGCGACUCUGCAUCCUUGGACUUGGAAAACAUCACAGCCUGCACCUUCAACUUCACAAUGGAAAAAAGGAAUCACACCACGGUCACUACAGUCAUGCCUAAAAUCGGGGGACCAGGCGUGGCGGCUUCUCUUCUCCUUGGAACGUUAUUAAUCAGCUUGUUCCUUAUUCUCUCAGUUGCCUCCUUCUUCUACCUCAAACGUUCAAAUCGACUCCCCAACAUUUUCUAUCGCCGCAACAAAGGUUUUAUGUUCCAGCCGAGUGAGGCCGCAGUCAUGAUACCUCCCACAUCAGGGAGAAAGACACGAUAUGUCCGUAGAGAUCGACCAUCUGCUUCCUCUACUCUGAACACCGAGAGGCUCCAGUCUGACUUUGACAACACACUGGAGCAUGUUGCUGCAGGGGACACACCACAGCCUUCAAAGUGGACAUUUUGUCCUUGUGCCACAGAAAAGAUGUUACACAACUUCUUUGAGGAGAGUGAGGAGUGCCGUGUGCUUCACGCGGCUCUGGCCUGUCCAGACAGCUCUGGUCUCAGUGACGCAGACGAUCUGGAUCUCACCACACAAAUCUAUACGUCAAUAAAAGAGCAGCAGGCUGGAGAGGAUGCUGAGGGACCUGGACUUAUAGAGGAGGAGGGUUCUUCUGUGGAUUCUAAAGGAGGUAGAGAUGGUCUAAAAUCUAAACCUGAUCCCGCAAAGAGCCGCUUAAGCUGCGCAGAGAAAGAGCGCUGGUUUGUGAGUAUCGAUAAUGGAACCUCCCAGCACUUGGCCCCUGCUACUGCCCCUGUGGCAAAAAAGAAGAGGAAGCAGAAGAAAACCUGUAAAGUGGAUAUUUCAGAUAAACACGCUGAUCGAUCCUACUCCUUCUCCCAAGACUUGUCAAGUUUGCACUCUGUGAAGAAGAUUUGUUUCCUCGACAAAGGAUGUGAUGAAUGGAGAUGUACGCCUGAAGAAGAGCAAAUGCCUGUUGAUAUUGGAUCAAAUGCUGUGGUCAGGGAUCGGGGUGACCUCGCCAUCAAGAUGUUGAAACAGGCAGCAAUCAGGCAGAUUUCUAUGGAGAAUAACCAGGUUCCAUCAGAUUAUCAAAGUAUAUUCUCCACCAUAAAGCAGUCAGAUAUGUGUUUAGUCUGCAUUGCCUUCGCUUCAUGGGUGUUGAGGUCCUCUGACCCUGAGGCAGCUGAUGCCUGGAAAGCAGCCCUCCUUGCCAAUGUAAGCGCUCUGUCUGCAAUCCAAUAUCUGCGACAAUAUAUGAAGAAGAAGGCCUCACCUUAG
Knipowitschia caucasica is the source of this 1584-nucleotide messenger RNA. NCBI's taxonomy places the organism in Eukaryota, Metazoa, Chordata, Actinopteri, Gobiiformes, Gobiidae. The record is from the annotation of a GenBank genome assembly.